AUGCCCAGAUCACGGAGGUCAAAGGUCGUUACCCUUUCACAGACCGAAAAAAAAGGUCAUGAAGGCAAAGCAAUGCUGUAUGGUGGCAUUCAAGAAUCUUUAGACAAGUUUGAAUAUAUGUGGGUAUUCGAUGUCGCUAAUAUGCGUAACACUUACUUGAAGCGUGUCCGCGAUGACUGGAAGGAUAGCCGUAUAUAUAUGGGUAAAACAAAGGUUAUGGGAAAAGCAUUGGGAUACACUGCUGAAGAGGAACAUGCUGAGAAUGUUAGCCAGCUUUCUAAACUCCUUCACGGAACCGUCGGUUUGCUCUUCACCAAUAACAAACCUGAAGAUGUAACUGGUUAUUUUGAGUCCUUUGUCCAAAAUGAUUUCGCUCGUGCUGGUACAGUUGCUCCUUUCACUCAUGUCAUUCCUGCUGGCCCUGUAUACUCUAGAGGUGGACAAAUCCCAGUAGAAGACGAUAUCCCUUUGGCUCAUACCUUGGAGCCCCAAGUACGUCAAAUGGGUAUGCCUACUAUAUUGAAAAAUGGUGUCGUUACUUUGCUUGCCGAUUUCACCCUUUGCACAGAAGGACAAGAGCUUGAUAGCCGUCAAACCCGUCUAUUGAAGUUGUUUGGUAUCACAGCCGCUGAGUUUAAGGUCAAAUUAUUGGGUAUGUAUGCUAAGAAGAACGCUUCUGUACAAGUAUUUGAAAACGAACAAGGUUCUGGUAAUAGCAAAGACAUGGACAUGCAAUAA
Schizosaccharomyces osmophilus is the source of this 738-nucleotide messenger RNA. It is a transcript of the gene mrt4, whose product is annotated as mRNA turnover and ribosome assembly protein Mrt4. Gene Ontology annotation, cellular component: preribosome, large subunit precursor; nucleolus. The transcript is spliced from 2 exons. The record is from RefSeq and is a predicted model, not a curated record. Bases 1 to 738 code for a protein of 245 amino acids. Gene Ontology annotation, biological process: rRNA processing; ribosomal large subunit assembly; nuclear-transcribed mRNA catabolic process. Gene Ontology annotation, molecular function: RNA binding. NCBI's taxonomy places the organism in Eukaryota, Fungi, Ascomycota, Schizosaccharomycetes, Schizosaccharomycetales, Schizosaccharomycetaceae.